AUGGCCACGUGGUUUCAAGUCUUGCACAAGUUGGAUCUUGUGCGAUCGCAAGCCAAGAUCUUUCACACAGUGGAUGCGCACAGACAUCACCAGUUGCUGUGCUCGCUGAAGAAUCGAAUCACUAUACAGCUGCAACUACUUUUUCUGUGCGCACUGUAUGGCGUCUUUAUGGAUGCUGAUUAUCAAUUAAAAUGUGCGUGGUGCGAAAUCGCUCAAUGGUUUUACGAAAAACUGUUCCGAAUGGACGAUUAUGUCGACCGUAAAAUGGAUGACAUUAAGUUGUAG
This is a messenger RNA of Arctia plantaginis, 285 nucleotides long. Lineage: Eukaryota; Metazoa; Arthropoda; Insecta; Lepidoptera; Erebidae. The record is from the annotation of a GenBank genome assembly.